Molecule: messenger RNA, 3053 nt
Organism: Lycium ferocissimum
Lineage: Eukaryota; Viridiplantae; Streptophyta; Magnoliopsida; Solanales; Solanaceae
Product: mechanosensitive ion channel protein 8-like
Exons: 5
Coding region: 135-2732 (865 amino acids)
Biological process (GO): transmembrane transport; monoatomic anion transport
Cellular component (GO): plasma membrane
Molecular function (GO): mechanosensitive monoatomic ion channel activity
Source: RefSeq, a predicted model, not a curated record
CAGCUAAUAUCACCGCCACAAAAAAAAAAAAAAAAAAAAAAAAAACUUUCUUUACGUAGUAAAAUAUUAAUUUGUUUCUGACUUUCUUACUGUAAAAAAUACUCUCUUUUCUUUUCCUUUUUUUAAAUUCUUCAAUGGAAAAGUUAAAGUCUUUUAAAUCUCUAUCUCCUGUUCAUCAUCUUCAUCGUGCUAACUCGCCUUCACACCCAGUUGAAGAACGUCAAAAUCUCUUAAAAGAAAACCAAAUGGAUACAACUGAUGCCAAAGAAGUAGUCAUCAAACCAAACAUCAAAGAAACCUCAAAAACAUCAAAAGAAACUGAACUCUCUUCUUCUUCUUCUUCAACUUCAAAAAACAAUGCCAGUACAGAUAACAAAAUAUACAGAGAUUCAAGUUACGAUUUCUCUAACGAUGCAGCUAUGAAACGAAUGAGAGACAACCAUAACAACAAAGAUUUCGAUUUUGUAACGGAAUCUCCAUUUUCACAGCCAUCACCGUUAUCUAGGGUUGAAGAAAGUCCACCAAACAACCAUGGUGUUCUUACACCAAGAGAUGUUCGUGUUUCUUUUAACGACAACCUUAACGGUAACGGAUCAGUAAGACGCCGGUCUAAUUUGAGUACUACUGGACAAGGUUUACAAGAUGAGGUUUUGUUAUGCAGUUCAAGUUCUUCAUUUAGGAGAAAGUCAAAUUUGUUGACUAAAACUUAUACUAAGUCGAGAUUAAUGGACCCACCUGAACAAGAUCAAAGGUCACAAAAAAUUACAAUGAAAUCUGGGUUUUUAGGUAAAAGUAGUGAAUUUGAUGAUGAUGAUCCUUUUUCAGAUGAGGAUUUACCUGAAGAGUAUAAAAAAAUGAAGUUUAAUGUGUUUUCUUUUCUUCAAAUGGUGAGUUUGAUUUUGAUUAUUGCAGUUUUUGUUUGUACUCUUACUAUUAAAAUUUUUAAGGGAAGGAGGAUUUUUGGGCUACAAUUAUGGAAAUGGGAGUUAAUGGUGUUGGUGUUAAUUUGUGGGAGAUUAGUUUCUGGGUGGGGGAUUAGGUUGGGGGUGUUUUUUAUUGAGAGGAAUUUUGUUUUGAGGAAAAGGGUGUUGUAUUUUGUGUAUGGAUUGAGGAAGUCAGUGCAGAAUUGUAUUUGGUUGAGUUUGGUUUUGAUUGCUUGGCAAUGUAUCUUUGAUAAGAAAGUUGAGAGUAUUACGAAUACGAAGGUGUUAAGGUAUGUGUCGAGAAUUUGGGUGUGUUUAUUGGUGGGAACGUUUAUUUGGUUGCUGAAGACGUUGUUGGUGAAAGUUUUGGCUAUGUCGUUUCACGUUACUGCGUUCUUUGAUCGGAUUCAAGAAGCUUUGUUUACUCAGUAUGUGAUCGAGACGUUGUCGGGCCCGCCAUUGGUUGAGAUUAGGAUGGAGCAAGAAGAGGAGGAAAAGGUUAUGGCUGAAGUGCAAAAACUUGAGGGUGCGGGGGCCACAUUGCCUCCCGAUCUCAAGGCGAGUAUAUUUCCAAAAAGACCGAUUGGGACCCCACGUAAGUCUACGGCGGCCGCUACUCCUAGGAGUCCUGGAUUUUCGAGAAGUACGUCUACUAGGAAGGAGAAACCAGAAGAGGGAGGGAUAACUAUAGAUCAUUUACAUAGGCUGAAUCAGAAGAAUGUUUCUGCUUGGAAUAUGAAAAGGUUGAUAAAUAUCGUUCGUAAAGGUGUACUGACAACUUUGGAUGAGCAGCUUCAGCAGUCGGGUGAUGAUGAUGAAGCUUCAGUGGAAAUCACAAGUGAAAAACAGGCAAAAAUUGCUGCCAAAAAGGUUUUUAACAAUGUGGCAAAGCCUAACUCGAAGUUCAUCUAUCUGGAGGAUAUAAUGCGUUUUAUGAGAGAAGAUGAAGCUUUGAAAACAAUGCAGCUCUUUGAAGGUGGAUCUGAAGCCAAAGGAAUUAGCAAACGCACGUUGAAAAAUUGGAUGGUGAAUGCAUUUAGAGAGCGGAGAGCUCUUGCUUUGUCUUUGAAUGACACAAAGACUGCUGUGAACAAACUGCAUCACAUGUUGAAUGUCUUAGUGGGGGUUAUCAUAGUGGUAGUCUGGCUGCUUAUACUCAAAGUUGCCACUACACAUUUCUUGGUUUUUUUGAGUUCUCAGGUUCUUCUGGUCGUAUUCAUGUUUGGAAACACGGCCAAGACGACGUUCGAGGCAAUCAUCUUUUUAUUUGUGAUGCACCCAUUUGAUGUAGGUGAUCGUGUUGAAAUUGACGGAACUCAUAUGGUAGUUGAAGAGAUGAACAUAUUAACUACAGUUUUCCUGAGAUAUGAUAACCUGAAGAUUGCAUAUCCAAAUAGUGUCUUAUCUACAAAGCCCAUUAGUAACUACUAUCGCAGUCCAGAUAUGGGAGAUGCAAUUGAAUUCUGCAUUCAUAUCUCAACUCCUAUGGAAAAAAUUGCGUCAAUGAAAGAGAAAAUAACAAGGUAUAUUGAGAACAAAAGUGAUCAUUGGUAUCCAGCUCCAAUGAUUGUGAUGAGGGAUGUUGAAGACUUGAACAGGAUAAAGUGGUCAGUGUGGAUUUCACACACAAUGAAUUUCCAAGACAUGGGAGAGAGAUAUUCAAGGAGAGCUGUUUUAGUUGAGGAAAUGGUAAAGAUAUUCAGAGAGCUAGAUAUCGAAUAUCGUAUGCUACCUGUCGAUGUCAACGUUCGUAAUAUGCCACCAUUGUCGUCGAGCAGAGUCCCCUCUAACUGGUCCAUUUGUGCUUAAUUGAUUUUCACCAGAGACCAUGAAACAAAGGUGAGUUUGUUAAUGAAGCAUUGUAUUGGCCUGUUUUCAUCCUGGUGGCCAAUAUUUAGAGAGUUUGUGUACAUAAUAAACUGGUCUCUUUUUUUGGUAGUUGAAAAUUGGGUAAUUUGAUACCUGACAUUCCAUAGAAACGCGACAGUAAUAUAGUUAUGAAUAUCUUAAUGACUUUUUAGUAUCUAAUCUUAUAUUUGUCCUGAGGGCUGAGAAGUGCGAUCUUUCUAUAGUUGGUGACAAAAUGAUAAAGCAUUUGUCUACUGUUAUCUCGAAUAAGUUUGGCCUGAA